AUGGCAGACACGGUUGCAUCUCCUCUUCUCCAGCUUCUGUCUGACAGGCUAUACACGCUGGCGGGACUUCCCAACAGUGAGAUUUUAAGAAAGCUGCGCCUCACUUUGGCACGGGUUCAAACAUUGGUCCAGGAAGCAGAGAUGCAUUCCGAGGAUAAUGAAGCACUCAAGUGCUGGAUAACUGAAAUCAAGAACGCCGCAUAUGAAGCUGAUGACCUUUUCGAUGAAUACGAUCUUUGGACGAAAAGGCACAAGGCUCGUGGUACUUUCUUGCUUUCGUUCUUCAUCAAGCAUCUCAUAUUUGGCAUCAGGCUAGGCGGCAAGCUGGAAAAGAUAGAAAAAAAUCUGGAUUCACUUCUGAAGAGGAGUGCGGAGUUCAAAAGGAUCAUUGAUGCUUGCACUCCAAAAGGACCAGUGGAAGAAAGUCAUUCCGCUCAUGCUCAAGGUGUUCACCGCGUCUCAAGUUCGUUCAUGAUUGAUUCUGAUGUCGUUGGAAGGGAAUUCGACAAAGAAAACAUCUUGUCCGUCCUGUUCAAGCCUAGUUAUGAGAAUCAACUCACAGUGAUUCCUAUAGUCGGCAUGGGGGGAGUUGGUAAGACGACUCUUGCACAGCUAAUAUACAACGAUUUUAGAGCAUCAGAUCACUUUGACCGCAAAAUGUGGGUCUCAGUUGGUGAGGAUUUCGACCUCAUAAAAAUUGCCAAGGCUAUAAUUGAACAGAUAAAUCAUGAGGCCAAAAAUCUUUCCAACUUGGAGGUUCUACAAGAGACCCUUCGUCAUAGCAUAUCAGGAAAAAGAAUCCUGCUUGUCUUGGAUGAUGUUUGGAAUGAAGAUAGCUUGAAAUGGUCCAUGAUGUCUCGGGGAUUUCUUGGAGCAGCACAUCUUGAAUCAGCAGUCGUAAUCACCACAAGAAAUACCAUGGUUGCAAGACUCAGUGGCACGGUCCUGCCUUACUACCUAGGACCUCUGGAUGAAGAAGAUUCCUGGAGUCUUUUCAGGAAGUUUGCAUUUAAAUCCAUUCACAAUAGAGAAAAUAUUGAAUUGGAAGAGAUUGGACGAAGAAUUGUUCAAAGAUGUGGAGGAUUGCCUCUUGCAAUCAAGAGCUUGGCCGGUCUAAUGGGAUCCAAAGAGAAAGCUCGUGAGUGGCUUUUCUUCAUGGAAGAAAACAGGGGGAAUUUACCUGAAUUGGAGAAUCAUUUUUUCUCUGUUUUAAGGCUGAGCUAUAAUCAUCUACCGUCACAUCUGAAGCAAUGUUUUGCUUAUUGUUCCAUAUUUCCAAAAAAUCAUAAGAUCUAUAGAGAGAAGCUGAUCCAGUUGUGGAUUGCUGAAGGUUUUGUCAGAUCAGGAAAGGGAAGCAGAAGGCCAGAGGAUGCUGCAAACGGGUACUUCAUGGAGUUAAUAGAGCGAUCAUUUUUUGUACAGAUAACCAGAGAUGAAUUUGGGGAAAUCCGAGAUUGCAGAAUGCAUGAUCUAGUGCAUGAUCUUGCCCAGUCCGUUGCCAGCGUUGGGUGCUCAAUUUUAGAAACUGGAAAUUCGCAGGUUGUGUCCAAAGAACUUCGACAUUCCUCUUUAGUUGGAAAAUCUAAAACAUCAACUGUCCUUGAAUCACUGAAUGAAGCCACCAACCUACGGACACUGCUUUUAUUAUCUUGUAAGUUGGACUCUAAUCCUCAACUGCUCCAAAACCUUGUCUGCUUAAGAGUGUUGGAUUUAAGUGAGAGUGGCAUUCGAAAACUGUCAAAAGCCAUCGGUAAUUUGAAGCAUCUUAGGUACCUGAAUCUUUCUCACACUCACAUCAAAACAUUGCCAGAGUCGAUCAGUAACCUAAGGAACUUGCAGACACUGGAAUUAGUAGAGUGCUAUGAUUUCCAAGAACUACCAAGAGCUAUUUGUGAGUUAACAAACCUCAGGAAUCUUGAUUUCCAAUCCUGUCCUUUGUUAAUCCAUAUCCCUCGGGGGAUAGGGAAACUCGAGUUUCUGCAAAGGUUACCCGUAUUUCUAGUGAAUAACAUGGAUGGCUCCGCUGGCCUGUGUGAGUUGCGGAGCUUGGAACUAAGAGAAAGAUUAGAGAUCAAGAAUCUCAAGUUUGUUAAAUGUGCAGAAGAUGCUUCUGAAGCAAAACUCCACGAGAAGGCUGGCAUUAUCUCCUUGGCAUUAUCAUGGGGUGAAGACACAGAUUCUGUCACUUCAGUUUUGGAUGACAUAUUGGAGAAACUCAGGCCAACCCCUCACUUGAAAGUUUUGGAAAUAACAGGAUACAAAGGGUUGACAUCCCCAUCUUGGCUGAGGAACCAAUACUUGCCUAAUUUGGUGAAACUUUCGCUGGCUAAUUGUAGUUGCAGAAAGCUUCCACCCCUUGGAGAUCUCCCAUACCUAAACGAUCUAAGCAUCAGAGUGUUGAAUUCAAAGCCAAGCCUCAAUUGAUGACUUUUUCAAGCCAAAAUUGAGGACUUUGAAUUCUUUGGCCUAAGUUUCUAAAUCCCACAUCGGUUAAGUUUAACAUUUGAGAGGUUGUUUGAGAACUAUAAAUAGCUCUCAAACAAACCAAUUCAAGUACACCAAGCAAGAGCCAAUAACUUGCUUUCUUCUCUCUCUUUGUAAUAUUUCUUCUAGUGAAAUAUUAAAUUGUCGGUAGUGUCCGAGGACGUAGGCAAAUUAGCCGAACCUCGUUAAA
This is a messenger RNA of Coffea arabica (coffee), 2674 nucleotides long. RefSeq names its product disease resistance protein RGA2-like. Gene Ontology annotation, molecular function: ADP binding; protein binding. Lineage: Eukaryota; Viridiplantae; Streptophyta; Magnoliopsida; Gentianales; Rubiaceae. The record is from RefSeq and is a predicted model, not a curated record.